Amphiprion ocellaris (clown anemonefish) is the source of this 3240-nucleotide messenger RNA. It is a transcript of the gene chmp1a, whose product is annotated as charged multivesicular body protein 1A. The transcript is spliced from 7 exons. Gene Ontology annotation, cellular component: ESCRT III complex; multivesicular body. Gene Ontology annotation, biological process: late endosome to vacuole transport; endosome transport via multivesicular body sorting pathway; protein transport. NCBI's taxonomy places the organism in Eukaryota, Metazoa, Chordata, Actinopteri, Pomacentridae. Bases 132 to 731 code for a protein of 199 amino acids. The record is from RefSeq and is a predicted model, not a curated record.
AAAAAUUCCAAUCACGUGACUACUGUUGGACCAGGAAGCCACUCGGUUGCAUCAAAACAAAUCAAGACGAGCUUCUGGAGGCGCCGAAAAACACAUUUUCCGCGGUCAGUUAGCGUCAUAUUCGCGUCGACAUGGACGAAACACUCUUCCAACUAAAGUUCACAUCCAAGCAGCUUGAGAGACUCGCCAAGAAGGCCGAGAAGGAGUCAGAGAAGGAGCAGGCCAAAGUCAAGAAGGCUUUGCAACAGAAAAACGUGGAAUGUGCUCGAGUCUACGCAGAGAACGCCAUCCGGAAAAAGAACGAAGGCCUGAACUGGCUGAGGAUGGCGUCACGAGUCGACGCCGUGGCCUCCAAAGUCCAGACCGCCGUCACCAUGAAGGCCGUGACCAAAAACAUGGGUCAGGUGACCAAAGCUCUGGACAAAGCUCUGAACUCCAUGGACCUCCAGAAGGUCUCUGCUGUCAUGGACAAGUUUGAAACCCAAGUCCAGAACCUGGACGUCCACACCUCGGUGAUGGAGGACUCGAUGAGCUCGGCGAUGACUCUGACUACGCCUCAGGAGCAGGUGGACGAUCUGAUCCACCAGAUAGCAGAAGAGAGCGGCCUGGAGGUGAUGGACCAGCUCAACCAGCUGCCUGCUGGAGCCACAUCAGUGGUGGGAGGAGAGAGUUCACGGAGCCAGGAGAAGGAGGACCUGCUGUCCCGACGGUUGGCGGCUCUGAGGAACUAAAAUCUGCUCUAUGAGUCGACGGCGGCGAGGAAGAGGACGAGUUUUAGCGUCGCCGGGAGGCUGAGUGUGUUUCUAUUGAACUGUUCCGACCGGGAGGACGUAACGAGCCUAUUGAUUACCCCCCUCCCCCCGCCGAUCUAUAAAUACGUACGAACACAGCCGACAGAAACACCACCUGAGAAGAGUCUCUACGGUUCACCUUCCCGGUCCCAUCCGGCUUCCUCUCCGGUCCCUCAGCGGAUCUCCUUUUACCUUCAAAUCUGAAGUUCUGGAUCAUAGAGAAACAAAAAACACACAUUUGACAAAUGAAUAGUUUUAAUAUAGCGAUUAUAAGGGUUUCGGUGCAGGUGGGGGCGUUUUUAUGUGGUUUUUUUUGUGGGUUUAAAUGGACGAAUCUGCUAAAAGGAAGGAUAAAAUGUAAAUUUAAUACUUAGAAAUUGACACUAAAACUCCAGAUUCUCCUUCAUUUAUGGGAUUCGUCCUCACAAAGACAAUCCUUCUGUUUCUCGGUGGCUGACAUUCGCUUCCUUUCUCCUCUCUCAUGCCUGUAUUUGUUUGUUUUUCGCUUGAAACGCCUUAUUUUGGGAUGCAGGACGCUUGCUUUAGGUGCUUCCUCCGCCAGUGCCUGAAGGACGCUAGUUUAGAGGAACCGUCUCUUCGUCUCCGGUGUCCGUCACAGGUGGACAGCUUUUAUCUCCCGUCUCCUUUUUGCAGUUUUGGGUGUUUGAUGUAACUGAAACCAGGUUUGGAUAUUUUGGGAAGCUCCUCCGUCUCCAUCCAGAGGAAAAGUCACUUCAGAGUAAAAGCAGCUGGUUCACCUUUUAAAGUUCACUUCCUGUUGAUGCAGUAGAUGGAGAGGAGCAGCGUCAGAACUAAAUCUGAAGAAAAUAAAUCAACUACCAGACCUCCUCAGAAUCAUCUGGUUCUUCAUCUGCAGUAACUUUAUUAAUGAUCAGAGUUCUACCUUCAUACUGUGGAUAUUUCAGAGUUCCAGGUCCUUAAAGUCCACAGAGGCGAGUCCAGAAUGACAUUAAAUUUGUCCAAAAUGACUCAAAAAUAAUCCAAAAUUACAGAAAAUUAGUUCAGAAUGACAUGAAAUUUGUCCGAAAUGACUCAAAAUGAUCCCAAAGACACAAAAAUGAUCCAAAAUGACAGGAAAAAAUCCAAGUUGAUGUAAAACUUGUUGAAAAUGACAAGAAAAUUGUCCAGAAUGAGUCAGAAUUCACCUAAAAUUACCCAAAAAUGAUCCAAAUUGACAGAAAAUUUGCAGAAUGACACAAAAUGAGUCCACGAUCCUUCACAAAUAAUAGAAAAUGACUCAAAAGUGAACCAAAAUUACAGGAAAUUUGUUGAAAAUGACAUGAAAAUGGUCCUAAAUUGCUUGAAAAUGAUCCAAUUUCUGGGUCAAGAAUUGUCUGAUCUGGUGUCAGUUUUUAGCAGAACUCAAAUGUGUUUUUCAUCAAAAAUUUGUCAAAGUACAUGUAAGUCGUCUGAAAUUAGACAAAAAUCUUUAAGAUUUGUCCAAAAAAAAUGACGUCUUUCAAAAUUACUCAAUACUUCCCCAAAUUAUUCAAAAAAAUGUUCAAAAGGACCUGAAAUUGUGUCCAAAAAGACCUGAAAAUUGUCCAAAAGAACUCAAAAACUGUAGAAAUGGCUCAAAAAUGUCCAAAAUGAGUCAAAAUGCUCUUCAGACUGUGACACCUGGAUGGAUGUAAAUCUGAUUUGGUGUCAGUUUUCAACAGAACUCAGAUGUGUUUUUCAUCUGGAAAAUGUCAAUAUAAAUGAAAUGACAAAUAUUUCAGUCAUUUUGGACAAAAUUGGAGUCAUUUUGAAGUCAUUUUAGACAGCUUUGUGUCAUUUUGAAAAUAUUCUCAGUAGUUUUGCAUCAUUCUUCAGUCAUGGACAGAUUUUUGAGUCAAUUGGAAUCAUUCAGAUCCAUUUCGGACAAAUUUCCAGUCAUUUUUCAAGUUGUGGACAGUUUUCGUGUCGUUCUGGUUCUCACCUGGAUGGACGUAAAGGCAAGACAAGGCAAGGCGUCUGUAUUUGUACAGCACGUUUCAUACAAAAGAACAACUCUGUGUGCUCUGAGUUGCUCUGAUGUGAAACUGAUCUGGUGUCAGAUUUUACCAGAACUCAGGUGUGUUUCUCCUCCUAAAUGUCCUGGUUCUAUCUGCUGGACUGAUGAAGUUCUGAGGAUCAGAAAUGAUGGAAAAAGUCCAUUAAAAAGUGAUAAAUCUGGACCCACCUCUAUGGAACUCUGGGAAUAUUCCCAGGAUGAAGGUAGAACUCUGAUCGUUGAUAAAGUUACUGGAGAUGAAGAACCAGAUGUGGUUGAUUUUUUGUUUGUUUGUUUGUGAUGAUCAGCGGGACGAAGCCGACCCUCCACGUGUGACGGAGCAGCUUCACGUUUUCAGUUUCUCGUCCGUUUCCACACUGAGGGUUCAUUUCUACUCUGCAGCACUUUUCUUUUGUAUAUUUAUCUUGUGAAAAUAAAAUCAAUGCCCUCUGA